This is a messenger RNA of Anthonomus grandis grandis, 6601 nucleotides long. Its product is annotated as palmitoyltransferase app. Gene Ontology annotation, cellular component: endoplasmic reticulum; Golgi apparatus. The record is from RefSeq and is a predicted model, not a curated record. The transcript is spliced from 11 exons. Gene Ontology annotation, biological process: protein targeting to membrane; peptidyl-L-cysteine S-palmitoylation. Lineage: Eukaryota; Metazoa; Arthropoda; Insecta; Coleoptera; Curculionidae. Gene Ontology annotation, molecular function: protein-cysteine S-palmitoyltransferase activity. The coding region runs from base 333 to 1955 and encodes 540 amino acids.
GUCCGAAUGUUUUCUUGAAGAAUGUCAGUCAACAAUAAUCUAUUUUGAUUAGAAUAAGACGAUUAUUACGUUUCGAGCGCUAAUUAAAGUGUUAAUUAUGAAGCGAAAUGUGCAAUAAGUGUUCCCGUACGAUGUGCGAACCGAUCGGAUGGUCUAGUGCAAAAAACUACACGUGAAAAUGAUGAGUUAAAAGGCUCCUGUUUGGUCCUUCUAGUUUGUAGGUUUUAGAAUCCUUUUUUUUAUAGUUUUUACCAGUUAUAUGACGGUGAAACCUUCCGAUUUAUGCUCGAGUGAGAAUUGCAUAUUUAAAGUCAUCCUUGAUAGGUUUGAGUAUGACAAUGUCCCAGGAACCAGUAACGAGAAAGUAUGAAAUCUUUCAAGGCAGAAAUAGAUUUUAUUGCAGAGGAAGAUUCAUGACGGCCCCUAAUGCGAGCUGGUUUUUAAUCACUGUUUUCCUCAUCACUGGGACAUCUACAUUGUUUUUUGCUUUUGAUUGUAAAUAUUUAGCAGAAAAUGUAACCAUUGCCAUACCAAUUAUUGGGGCAUGCCUCUUUAUUUUCACCAUGUCUUCCUUAUUAAGAACAAGUCUGACCGACCCAGGAAUCAUCCCUAGGGCCACAUCUGAAGAGGCUGCUUAUGUAGAAAAACAAAUAGAAGUUACUAAUUCAGCCAAUAGUCCCACAUAUAGACCUCCCCCUCGAACAAAAGAGGUGUUGGUUAAGGGACAAACGGUGAAAUUAAAAUAUUGUUUCACUUGCAAACUAUUUAGACCCCCUAGGGCAUCCCAUUGUAGUAUUUGUGAUAAUUGUGUCGAUCGGUUCGACCACCAUUGCCCUUGGGUGGGUAACUGUGUGGGACGGAGAAACUAUAGGUUCUUUUACAUGUUUAUAGUAUCAUUAGCGUUUUUGGCAGUAUUUAUUUUUGCCUGUGCCCUUGCACACCUUAUUUUAAUUGGAAGAGAAGGAGAAGAAGACAAAAUGUUCUAUGACGCAGUUAAGGAGUCUCCCGCGAGCGCCAUAGUGGCAUUAAUAUGCUUUUUUAGUGUGUGGAGUAUAUUGGGUUUGGCCGGAUUUCACACCUAUUUAACCACUAGCAACCAAACGACAAAUGAAGAUAUUAAAGGCUCUUUUACUACUAAAAGGGCCCCGGAGAGCUUUAACCCGUACUCCCAAGGGAACGUUUGCUUAAACUGCUUUCACAUUUUGUGCGGACCAUUGACACCUUCACUGAUAGACAGGAGAGGUAUUGUUACUCCGAGUUAUAGAUCAGAAAUUGGAAAUCCAAUUACGCUGGAACCCACUAUCGGACUCGCUAAUUAUGGUUUAAAACCGCAGAACGGUUCCACCCUUCUUCACCCCACUACCAACGCCACCAACAACCACACGACCAACGGUACCGUGUCAGAACUGCCGGGCAUCUAUCGGCAAACCGCCGAAAUAACAGAGAGUAACUCCGGCAGCGUUACCCAUUUGGUAUCGAACGAACAUCCAUUGGCAACAGCGCCCGCAACGUUGCAACGUCUAGAGGAUUCCUCCACCUCGUCCUCCUCGGUCAAUCACUACAAAAGUCAACCGGCAUUAAACAACGAAUCGCCGGUCUACAACAAUCUGCUGUUGACCAAUCAUCAUCAGUUGAGCAAAUCGCACAGUUAUGCGGAGAACAUCAAUCAGCAGGAAUCCUCAACUGCGACCAUCAACAAUAUGGGGGAAGAUUUGUGUUUGGACGCGGUGGUUUUGAGGGAAACCCGUUUGUUGAACGGGGGUGAGAAGAUUAAGUUUGACGCGAUGCAUAACGAUUUGACCGUGCCGGAGAAGGAGAAUAGUUUGAUGAGCGCUAGUAGAUUAAGGUUACUACAAGACACCACAAUGAUCGAGAGUGCUUUAGACCUAGACUCGCUAGAGGACUCUAGUGUCGGAACGAGUAGCCAGGCGGCGCUAAUGAAAGUGGUAGUUUAAUGCCUCGGCAACGCUGUAAUAGUGAACCAGUGUUGCCGAGUUUGUUUCAAAUUUGUAUAUAGGUUGUAGGACCAGAUUAAUUUCGUUCCAAUUUUAUUUCUUCGCGUACGUAAAUCUAUUUACUAUAUAUACAUAUUAUAUAUACAUAUAUAAGAUAAUAUUUAUUUUUGUAUAGUAUUCAAUCAAGGUAUUUUCUAAGAUGAUCGCCGAUUUUUGCCGUUUGCGCCUUUAGGUUAAGUUUAAAAACUGUUUUCGCUCCCCUCCCCUCCAACUCCUUAAUUAUUGUAAAUGUGUUAAAUUUCAGAUAUGUAUUGAAAGUUGACUGAACUUUUUUUUUUUGUUAUGCAACUGUGUAUAUAAUGUUUUUUAAUCAAAAUUACAAAAAAUGACUAUACAGGGUGUUCCAGAAUAGGUGUGUGCGUGUGUGUGUGUGCAGGGAAAUUUUUAUAAAUUGUUUUAGUUUUGACCCCUUUACUAAGAGUCCUUAAGGGCGCCACUGGAAAUAGUUUUCGUUUUAAAAUAUUACAACCUAAAAUGAGAACUUAGUGAUCAGUUUGUUAUAGAGGAAUAUUAUUGACUUAAAAAAAUAUUUAAACACACUAGAGACUGGUCAAUUUAUGUUUAGAGCAUUUAAUAUUAUUUGUAUCCUUUAGAAGAUUAUUUGGGAUCUGUUUGUAGUAGAAAAUGCUUCAAAGUUUGGUUUGUUCUUUCUUUCUUUUAAUUCUUCUCCUAUUUCCUCUUCUGUUGCUGUUUCGUUUUUUAAAUAUUUUCAUUUUUCUUUAUCUCUUUGUUUGAAUUAUUGGUGCUUAAGCACCCUUGGACUUAUUGAAUAUUUUUCUCUUUCUUAGAUUCUUUUUUUUUCUUAUUCUUAUCUUGUUUUCAACUAGAGAAUAUCUUUAUUGGCUCUAACAAGCCUUUGCGGUUUCGUCCAGGCUUAUCUCCUUAAAUUCUUUCUCACCCUUAGAUGUUAGUAUCUUUUUUGUUUCAUAUUUCAAUACUUAAAGGCUUUUCAUCCUUCUUUUCUUGUCUUUUUUUCUUCUUCUCUUCUUUGAUGGUAUUUUGGCGUUUUUUCUGCCUUCUGGAAUUGCCUGGAAAUGGAUUCUUAAUUCAUCCAGGCAAUUGAAGUAAUUUCUGAUUUUCCAACUAUAGUUACUAGGCUAAACUAUAUACGAACAGGCACUGGAUAGAUCAGUCAUGUCUUCGCCAAAUCGUCUUAUUACUUUAUAUUUUAAAAUGAAAGGAAUUUUUAGCUGUUCCUUAAUUUGAAGCCAUAUAACUUGGAUGCUUUUAUCUCGAUCCCUUUAUAUCUUAAAUGAAAUCUAUAUACCAUUAUUUUCUUAGUAUAUUGCAAUUUAUUUGAUAUUUCUUGAUUAAAUAGUUUCUUAGAUAUUUGAAGUUUAUUGAGAGCAGGUUUGCUAAAGACCAAUCUGGACUUAAAGGCCUCGACAAAAUUCAUGGGGCACAAUUUAUUUAAUAAAACGCAACUUACACCAUAGCUUUUUUAUGGUCAUUAAUUUUGCAAUUCAAUGGUGAAUCGGUCCAAUUAUUCAAUAUAGUAACCAUUUUGCCCUUUUUAGAUAGUCGAUACGUAUCAACCCUCCUAUCAGUCCAGAUCCCGGAAAGCGAUGGCCAUCACCUGUCUUUUCUGUCUUUGGUUCAUGUUCGCUGUGUCAAAUAAAAAUUCGACUGUUCCUUGGUGUCUGAUGUACACUAGUGGAUCCAAGUAAUAGGUUCUGCUUGUCCGAAGUGUGUAAAUAUUACACUUAUUAUGCCGAAUCAUUGAUGUAUUUCAAAGUUGUUACAGAAGACCCAUUUUCAAAUAAAAAAUACCUUAUUUGAUAUCGGGAAGGUUCUGUUCUUUGCUACGAUAUACGGAAAUUGAACAGACCUUUUUAUAGGUGAGGGAGGAGGACCACUAAGUCUUACUCUAAAGUUUUUUUUGUGCUGAACGUGUCAUACCUUUAAAAUUAUUUUGUUUUGUACAGGUACUCUUAGAAUAAAAAUUCCAAUAUCUUGACCUUUACUUAAUGGAAUUUAGUAAUUUCUUCAAAAAAGCCUAGAAAAGUCCUCAGAGCAGCCGAUAAAAUAAUAUUUGCAAAAUAUUGACUACUAGAAGCCAAAAUGUUGGCGUGCCAAUAAGAGAUAAAUUAUUUUGUUUCUUAUCGGCACUCGUGGAAUAAAAAUUUCAAUAUCUUGACUUUUAGUGAAUAUAUUUCAGUCAUUUCUUGAAAAAAGAUUAGAAAAGCCUUUAAAGCAAUCUAUAAAAUAAUAUUUGCAAAAUUUUGACUACUAGAACCCAAAAUAUUAUCGUGCCAAUAAGAAACAAAUUAUUUUGUCUUUUACAGGCACUCCUGGAAAAAAAUUCAAUUUUUUCUUGAUUUUUAGUGAAUGAAUUUUACUUAUUUCUUUAAAAACGCUUUCAACGGCUUUCAAAGUAAUCCUUAAAUUAAUAAUGUUUAAAUUUUAAUUACUAGAAUUCAAGAUCUUGAUUAGCCAAUUGGAGAUAAGUUAUUUUGUUUCCUAUUGGCACUCCUAGAAUAAAAAUUCCAUUUUCUUGAUUUUUUGUGAAGGGACUUUAGUAAUUUCUUUAAAGAAGACUAGAAAAACCUUCAGAGCAAUCGAUAAAUUAAAAUUUGCAAAAUUUUGACUACUAGAAGCCAAAAUAUUGGGGUAUAAGAUAUAUAGUCAUAUAUAGUCAUUUUUUUACAAAACGACUAAAAAGGCCUUUAAAGUAAUUCCUAAAUUAAUAAUUUUUAAAUUUUAGCUUCUAGAAUCCAAGAACUUGAUGAUCCAAUUAGAUAUGAAUUAUUUUAUUUCUCAGUGGCACGCCUGGAAUAAAAAUUCCAAUAUCUUGACUUUUGGUUAAUGGAUUUUAGUCAUUUCUUCAAAAAAGACUAGAAAAACCUUCAUAGCAGUCGAUAAAUUAAUAUUUGCAAAAUUUUGACUACUAGAACUCAAAAUAUUGGCGUGCCAAAAAGAGACCAGUUAUUUUAUAUGGUUUGCGAUAUUCGAAGAAUAUAUUUACAUCUUCAGGGCGCGUAAAAAAUACUAUCUUCAAAACCGGGUACACUAUGGACAUAGGAAAUUAAAGGUAUCUAAAUACAACGGGAUUUAUGAUAGACAUGCAGGAUUUAUAUGCGCCCUGAAGAGGCAAAUGUGUUUUGCGAAACGUCGGCUAGUUUAAAUAGGAUUCGAUUUUUAUUUUAUUCAUCCGUAAUCAAACAAUAUCAGAAAUCAUAUAAAUAUUUAUAAAUUAUUUUGUCAUUUCAAGGCACUCUUCGAAUAUACAUUUCAAUAUCUUGUUUUUUAGUGAGUGGAUUUUAGUCAUUUCUACAGAAAAGACUAAAAGAGUCUUCAGAGGAGUCCAUAUACCAAGAAUUUCUAAGUUUUGACUACUAGAACCUAAGACAUUCAAUAGUCAAUAAGGGACAAGUUAUUUUGAUUCUUACAGGCACUCAUUGAAAAUAAAAAUCCUCAUUUCUUAAUUUAUUGAACGGAUUUUUGUCAACAUAGACUCUCGUAUGACUUCUCACUCAUUGGUUCCCUUAUAGAUCCUAACUAAGUAAACGAAUAACCCAAAAUGGGUUUCCACAGCAAAUAUUUCAAAUUCAAACUGAUUUUCAGUGGUGUCAUUUAAUGGGACGCAAAUUUAUUUAAUUAUGAGUUAUUACUUAAAAUGUCUGCACGCUUUACCAUAAAUUAAACUUUAUACAAAGAUUUACUAAAAAAAUUUACAAAGCUUUACUAAAUGCAUAGACUGGUUCAAAAUAUGGUAAAUCAAUUUAAGUAAACUGGCCUUAAUUUAAAAGUUAAUGAUACGGAGCAUUUUUUAACCCUCUGCACCCUUAGAACGAAUAGUUGCCAUAACAAUUGCCUUUAAUUUAAUUUUAAAAUGUUAUUUUAAUUUUGAUUAAAAAAAACUGUUACUAGCAAUUAAGGUGAUAAAUUCCAAUAAACUAUUACAUUUUCCUUGAAAACGCAGCCGGAUACUCUUCAAAGAGUUCUCUACAUCUUGGCCAUUACCAACAUUUGGACUCGGGCAAAUUUAUUUUUAAUCACUUAUUUACAAACAACAAUACAAUUUAUAAGUUCUUAUUCUGGACCACCCAAGUAUAAAAAAAUGUUGACUGCCCCUCAAUGAAUUGUUAUUGACUAUAAUUAUAAUACUUCUUGACAUCAUUACAGUAGAGGCUACUUUAGACUUUUUGGGAUGCCAAAGAUCUCAAACAUCACGCCAUAUUAUUAACCGAAUAAUAUUACUGCUUAAAAUUCAAUAAAAUAAUUAUUUGAUAUUUUAAGAUAUUAUUCAAUAAAUAUGCAAUUUACAGGGCGACACUCUCCGACCGUAAUAAAAAGAAAAAUCAAACGUUUUGAUUGUUUCUCUUUAUUUACUGUUGCGUUAGUUGUUGUUCCCUGCCGUAGUAGAAAUCUUUUCUUAUAAUAUUGAUUUUUUUUUGUAUAUUUUGUACUUGUUAAUUUAUUUAUUUAUUACUAAUUUGUUAACGAAAUAAAAUAUGCAAAAGUGACAAUACAAUUAUUUCACAUACUAUAUUAUUUGGCUUUCGUACAUUUUGUUAAUUGCUAUUGUGCGAUAAUAAUUGUUUUCAAUUCUUUUUUUGUUCUAUAUAAAGUUUAGUUUUUCUUUA